AGUAGCCUUGCAGUUACAAGUAUUCCGAGUCGACAUGUAGCUUCGAUAGAUACAGAUCAUUCAAAAAUAGCAUAAACCAGGAACGGAAGCUUACAAAAUUUUAUAAAUUUUAGUUGAUAUUAGUAAAAAUACACAAAUAAACGAAACAAUCCCGUACGCAAAACCAAGUAAAAGAAACGCUGAAAAUGUCUUUCAAACGGCUGCUGUUCGUGUGCAUGGGCAACUCCUGCAGCUCGCCCAUGGCCGAGGCAAUCAUGCAGAGCCUGAUGGUUAAGACCAGCAUCUACUGGGAGGUGGAUAGCGCCGGCCUGAGGACCUGGAACACUGGACGCAGACCUGAUCAGCGCUGCCUGCGAGUGCUCCGUGAGCACGGUCUGCGUUCUGAUCACUUCUGCCGUCAGUUCUCCAUGGAUGACUUUGCCUACUUCGAUUACGUGGUGGCCAUGGAUGAGACCGUUUACAAGGAACUCCAGCUUUGGGCUGAAGCCAACCGCUCUAGGGUGGACUCCGAGUUGUUACUGCUUAGUUCCUUUGGCCAGGAUGGCCAGACGGCCUUUAUCCACAACCUUACCCCGACCUGCAAGCAAAGUAUAUUUAGGGCCGCCUAUUACCAGAUCAAGGAGUGCUGCAAGCAGCUCAUCCUUCUCCAAAAGGUAGACAUUGUUAGGUACGAGGUGCCCAGCUCCGAGGAUAAUGCCUACUUUGACAACAAUCCGGCUGAGAUUUCUGAGAGCAUCCGAUCCACUGGCGGACAAACUACAUCCUCCAAGAUGGACCUUUACUACUCGAAGGCCUCUCACAGUAAACAGCACUGCCCGCCGGCUUCCACAGAGAUGAAUUGCUGCCAGGAGGAGGGAACACGACGAAAGCUCUGCCAGAAGUGCGGCCAGAAAUUUCUUGCAACGUUAUGAGCUUGAGCUUGGACUGCCGGACAACCCACCUCCAAUUUAGAUGGAUUCAGAGGCUCUUUGAUCUUGAGACAUUGAUUAUUAAGCGUAUGCACCUGAGUCUGAGAAUGUGACUUGAGUUGGAAUUAAAAAAGAAAAAUAAAAAACUUUUAUCUGGCA
Molecule: messenger RNA, 1067 nt
Organism: Drosophila kikkawai
Lineage: Eukaryota; Metazoa; Arthropoda; Insecta; Diptera; Drosophilidae
Product: low molecular weight phosphotyrosine protein phosphatase
Biological process (GO): protein dephosphorylation
Molecular function (GO): protein tyrosine phosphatase activity
Source: RefSeq, a predicted model, not a curated record